Messenger RNA from Conger conger (European conger), 3302 nucleotides. RefSeq names its product alpha-2A adrenergic receptor-like. Gene Ontology annotation, biological process: adenylate cyclase-activating adrenergic receptor signaling pathway. Bases 289 to 1500 code for a protein of 403 amino acids. The record is from RefSeq and is a predicted model, not a curated record. Gene Ontology annotation, cellular component: membrane. The transcript has 2 exons. Lineage: Eukaryota; Metazoa; Chordata; Actinopteri; Anguilliformes; Congridae. Gene Ontology annotation, molecular function: adrenergic receptor activity.
GUAGCAGUAGAUAGGGGAAGCGCCCCGCUGACAGAGGCACAGGCAAAUGUGAUUACGACGCUAUUAGCCCCGUGUGAGACACGGAUCCAGAUCCAACAUGGGUAAUUAUAUGGCGAGGACUUUGAUAAAAGCGUAGCUCACCCAUUUAGCAACGUGUUCUGAAACAAGCUGCUUUAUCAACCAGCGUAAAAAAAGUCAUGAAGCUGCUCGCCAAUAUUUGUUGGGUUAUCAAAAGACUCCUGUGACAGUCAAAAAGAAUCCUCAAGGGGAAGUAAGGCGAUCUCUCAAAUGGGGUCUGACAACGUGACUAACGAAACUUUGCUUGGAGGCCUUCCGUACAGGAUGGAAAUCUCAAUUCCCCUUACGAUACUCGUGGGGAUUCUUAUCCUCUUGACAGUAUUUGGCAAUGUCCUUGUAAUUAUUGCAGUGUUUACAAGCAGGGGGUUAAAAGCCCCACAAAACUUAUUUUUAGUUUCCUUAGCGUCCGCAGACAUCCUGGUGGCCACACUGGUCAUGCCCUUUUCUCUGGCCAAUGAACUAAUGGGCUAUUGGUACUUUGGUAAAGUUUGGUGUGAAAUUUACCUUGCCCUGGACGUUUUGUUUUGCACUGCAUCUAUUGCCCAUCUAUGCGCCAUCAGCCUGGACCGGUACUGGUCCAUCACUAAAGCCAUCGAGUACAACCUUAAACGAACUCCAAAAAGGAUAAAAUGCAUUAUCGUUAUAGUCUGGGUCAUCGCUGCAGUUAUAUCAUUCCCUCCUUUAAUUACAAUGGAGAAAGAGGGUGCCACGGAGGAGGGUCCAACGUGUGAAAUCAACAAAGACAAAUGGUACAUAAUCUCUUCGAGCAUCGGUUCUUUUUUUGUCCCUUGCAUCAUUAUGAUUCUCGUUUACAUUCGAAUUUAUCAAAUCGCAAAGAAGAGAACGCGGACCCCACCGGGGAAGAGGAAAAAAGUCGAGUCAGACAAGAAACACAUUGGCUUAGAGGAAGAACGACGUUUCCAUGAAAAAAUAAUCGGGGAAAAAGACGGAGAGCAGAAAGAAAGGGUUGAGAAAGGCGAAGUUAAUGGAGUUGAUAUAGAGGAGUCCUCUUCUUCAGACCAUAAAGUAAACACUUCAUGUUCGAUUAAAAAGAAGAAAGCCGAGGGGAAGACCAAACUCAGUCGAAUCAAACCGGGAGAUAGUAUUCCGAAAAGAGAGGACCGUUUGAGUACUAAAGGAAGCAGAUGGAAAGGACGCCAAAACAGGGAAAAACGAUUCACUUUCGUGCUUGCGGUGGUGAUAGGUGUUUUUGUAAUAUGCUGGUUUCCGUUUUUCUUCACUUAUACACUGACCGCCAUAUGCGACUCGUGCAAUGUACCAAUGACACUGUUUAAAUUUUUCUUCUGGUUUGGGUACUGCAACAGCUCCCUUAACCCCAUAAUAUACACAAUAUUCAACAAUGAUUUCAGGAGAGCUUUUAAAAAGAUACUUUGUAAAGGUGAGAAAAAACAAAUUGUUUAAGAACUGCUUCAGCAAUGACUCACAAAUCGUACCAUGUAUUGUGUGUGUGGAUCAUGUAACUGUAAUUAGCUUACACAGAGUUAAUUCAAGGGUUUAUGGUUCAUGAGCCCAAUAGGGAUCAAAUAUACUCUAUCAGAGAAAAUUGUAUUCCAUCAGAGUUUAUUUAACGCAAAGUAUUUUACUAUGUACUGUUUUCCUUCCUAUUUUGCAAGUUUGUUAAUGUGCAUACCAGUGCAAAGUGCACAGUAUUUUUAAAUGUCAUUAAUAUGUAUUGCGAUAUGUAUGUAUACGCCUUUGACAACUGGGGAUAAUCUUUCAUUAGACAAUGACAUCAUGCAUACAUUUUAUACAGUGAUGUAAUUGUUUAAGGCUGUCACCUAGUAUAUUACGCCAGUGAUGAUAAAUAUUCCACAGAUGUGUGGAUAUUGUUAUUUAUAUUCAUGGAUGUAUAACCCUGAUGUUGUCAUUUAUUGCGUGCAAUUUUUCAAAAAGUGUCGGUAUUUUGCCAUGUUUAACAUGAUGUUUUCAUAAACAGCAACACUGAACAGAAAUGUGUGACAUGUAAAUGAUUUAAUAAAUGCCUUUUUCACAUUAACCCCAUCCACUCUGCCCCCUUGUGGUUGAGUCGUCGACGUCUGAAAUUAUUGUUGUUAAUAUUUAUAUCAUACAAAAAAUUGCGAUGUAAUAAAACUACAAAACGACAAUGCUGGAUUGUUAACAAGACUAUCCACUAGGGAGAACAGCAGUUUUGAUUCUUAUCAGCCUCUUAUUUGCAAUUUGCAGGGCAAUAAAACAGCUGGCUCCCCAUGCCACACUUACGGUUUACAACCCUAACCUUGUCACAGACAAUAAAAUGCAUAUUAUAACAAUCCCUGAUACCAUUUAUCUACAUCAAAAAAAUCAUGUUGCAAUAUUAGAAGAAAAAUAUACAAUUAUGAAGUUGCAUUGUUUUUAAAAUUUUAUUCCACGUCCAGCUGACAUAUUUCCGGUUUUGUAGAAAUACAUGUUUGUUUUGCAAAUUAUUCAAUACAGACAUAUUUAUGGAACCAAAUAUCCCACCUGGUUAUGCAGCUACGACUAUUUAAUAUGACAACAAAGUUUAUUUUGUAAUCCAGUCAGCCAUUUUCGAGAAAACUAUGCUUUUGCUGGGACUAUACCUAAGCAAAUGGUAUCUUGAACUACUUGUUAUUGUUGCGUAAAUGCAUUGCUUGGUCAUUCAGUACUGAACUAAUGUAAAACAUGGCAGGCUUCUUGUAUGGGGUUUCCCACCCUUUCCAGUUAGGUAUAAUGUGGCAUAUUCAGGCAACAGAGAGUUUAGCAAUAUCGCUGUGUUUGCAUAGCAGAAUGAAUAUAUAGAAAUGCGUAAUUACAGGAUUUGGCCUUGCUAUAGUUGCACACCUGUAAUUGUACUGGUUAACGGAGCUCUCGUUAACCUAAUUUUUAAAUAAAGUUCAAUUUUAAAUGUGAUGCAGUUUUGCUGGAAAGUGUUAUGUUGAGUAAUCUUUUUUGGACAGCUUUUUGGACUUUGGGCAUGCUUUAUAAAAACAUAGUCUUGUAUAAAACAGAUGAGAAGGUUAAUUAUUUUUGCAUUUCAUGUCAAAAAAAGAGUUUUACGAGACAAAUAAGCCAUUCAUGUGUCUGGCCAAAAUAUAUGCAAAUGUUUUAUAUUUGGAGAGAUUUGGGGACACUUGAGGACAUCUGGGUGAAGUUUUUGGAAAUUUGAAUGCCUGUCGAUAUCCUUACCAUAUUUUGUACACAAGUUGACAUCAAGUUUGUGCACAAAUUAAAAGUAGUUCUGGGUU